Messenger RNA from Crotalus tigris (Tiger rattlesnake), 7837 nucleotides. It is a transcript of the gene CDK13, whose product is annotated as cyclin dependent kinase 13. Gene Ontology annotation, cellular component: nucleus; cyclin/CDK positive transcription elongation factor complex. Gene Ontology annotation, molecular function: RNA polymerase II CTD heptapeptide repeat kinase activity; cyclin-dependent protein serine/threonine kinase activity; cyclin binding. NCBI's taxonomy places the organism in Eukaryota, Metazoa, Chordata, Lepidosauria, Squamata, Viperidae. The record is from RefSeq and is a predicted model, not a curated record. Gene Ontology annotation, biological process: protein phosphorylation; transcription elongation by RNA polymerase II; positive regulation of transcription elongation by RNA polymerase II. The transcript is spliced from 14 exons. Bases 2493 to 7148 code for a protein of 1551 amino acids.
UUGAACUUUUUUUUUUGUCCCACAAACAUGCGUCAAAAGCUGAGAAGUGAAUGGAGAAAUGCAAUGCAGCUGAAAGGCAAGUUAGUAAAAUAACGCUUGGGGAGGCGAGGGCAUCUGAGUGAGGGGGCGUGGCAACCUUACCCUGCGUGGCUUUGGCAGGUGUCCAGCAGGCGGAGGAAAGCAACUCCAACCCCUACCACCUACUUCGCCUCUUUAUUUCAUGUUGGCGGCGGUGGUAGCCGUUGGCCAGGUGGAAGGUGAUCUGGUGGGAGCAGCCAGUAGAGGCCAAAAGCGCCCAGCUGGUAUGAGAGGUACAGCGCCCGCCUGGGCCCAAAGAGUGCCAGGUUUGGUAACUUACUGGUAUGGCAGCUGUUUAAGUCAUACAGGGCAGCAGACUAACCUUAGUGCUGAUGAACUGAGGGUGGGAGCUGUAACUUCCCAUUUAAUUCCACAAAGUUUCUGGAGUAGUUGUUCCUAGUACUGAUUUUUGAUGCCAUGUUCUCUAGGUGUAUCUUACCAGAGAGAGUCCUGUCCAAUGUUACUCCAUGGUACUUUGGAUGAGGAUUAUAGGGGAAUAAAUUGUUGUUUAAGCAGAUCUUUGGGGCUUUAUAUGCUAGUUUGUUGUUAAGGUGGAGGCAUAUAGUUACUGUUUGCUGGUGCUAGAAGUCAGCCUCCAGUCAGUGAAGAAUUUAAAUUAGAUUAAUUAAAUUAAUUUAAAUUAGAUAAACAUUUGUAUUUAACAUUUCAAAAUACAGCAACAUUUAAUCCUUAUAGGUAAUCCCCAAAAAGUUUAAUUCCAAUAGUUUAGCCCUACAGAGAAAUUAUUAAGUCUGUCACUUGUACUUCUGUAAGUGGUUUGAUAUAGCAACCAAACAGGACAGGUACAGACUUCAACUUAUAAUUAAACUGCAGAAAAAAACAAUUGCAACCAGUCUGCUUUUCAUUGAUGACAUACCGGGUCAGGGCUGAGAAAAUAUCUGUUGAUCCCGCACAUCCUGGACAUAUAAACUGUUUCAACUCCUUACCUCAGGACACUGCUGCAGAGCAUUGCAUACCAAAAGAACUAGACACAGACAGUUCUUUCCCUCGUGCCAUCACUCUGCUGAACAUCUAAGUCCUUGGUCUUAUGUCUAAGUAUGUAGUAUGCAUAGCUCUCUAUUAACAAUGAAUAUUUUUAACUCUGCCAUUUUCCAUUUGGGUUGGAGAGAGGCUGAUUUAAAGCAAAUUAAAAAUCUCCGCCGCUGUCUCCCAAUUACACUUUCCCCCUUCCCUACCGUUUUUUUUUGCAGAAACAGGCUUCGCUCCCCCCCCAUCAACCGAAUGUUGAACCCUUGGUUGCGGUAGGAAUUAACCGACUUGCUUGUCCCCGAGUCUGACGUCCUAGACUGAGAACGAGCAUUUUUAUGCCUAAACCAGGACUACCGCUCAGUUUCCUGGAGCUCACAAUCAACUGGUUUAUAGUCUGAAGUCUUAAACAAACUGGCUCUCCCUCCCAAAUUCUACUGAUCCGUACGCCAAAUUUUACUGUUCCAAUUAAAGUAGAAGCUUUCUCGAGGACAAGGUCGUCUAAGCUGCUACUUAAUACAGCAAAGAAAUAAUAAAAUAAGAAUGGCAUUAACAUUCAUUCCCAUUCAGUUUCCUUUAACUAUCAAACUUUACAACAAGAAAUGUCUUCAUUUGAUAUGAAUGGCUCAAUCCAUAUAAUACCGCCUCUCUUCUCCGCACAUGAAAUAUUGAAUUGCUAUCAAUGCAAAACCGGAAGACUCGCGAGAUUACCACCUAGGAUUGUUGUACCUCUGAUCUAGAGAAACAAGGACACGUUCGGGAAGUUGCCUGUCGAAUGUUCCGGUAUAGAGGGACGUGAGAAAGACAGUCUCGCGAGUUCUUGUUGAUUACGUUUGGAAAAGGAACAAACCGAACUCUCCAGCUUAGAGAUAGGUUCAUUGCUUCUUACUUCAGCGCAGUGGCGCACGCGCAGUUGUACUGGCUGCGCCGGCCGUCUCCCUUCUGUCUCUUUCUGUGUGUGCGCGAGUGAGAGAGAAGCGAACGCAGAGGACGACGGAGACUAUUUGGCAAUUGCUCUUUCUCAUCCCUUAUUCGUUCUCCCGGAUACGGAGCGAACCAACGAACCGGAGGCAGCAGAAGGAGCGGUGGGACACGAAGCGUUCGGGCACGGCCUCGAGGGACCGUUUGGGCAUAAGCACCGAGAGGGAGGCGCGCAGGCCUAACUCAGGGCCCAGCCGGGAACAUGGGACCGGUUUGUGUCAGGCGAAGAGGCAGCCACCAUCCCUGGUUUUAGGAGCUCGUGGAAGCUACAGCUGACGGUUCCAGCCUAAGGAACUGUCUGUCCUUCUAUGUGAGGAGACAGAGGACGGCAGGAGAGACUCGUCCUACGGAGCCGAACCUGGCAAAGGGCCCCAAUGGCGAUUGCUUCUUUCUCCUCCACCUCUUGGGCGCCUUGACGGAUUCUUGUUUGCCGGAGAGAGAUCCCGAUGCCGAGUACCUCAGAGGCGGCGACGUCCGGAGGCGGGAGCGGUAUUCGGGCCUGGGCCGGCGGUUCCGAAUCGCCAGCGGCAGAAAAAAAGCGUUUGCAUCACCGGAGGCGGAAGCGCUACGCUUCGGCGCAGCAGCCUCCCCCGUUGCCUCCGUCACCUGUGGCGGGCCCGCCGGCACCUUCGCUGCUGUUCCCGCUGCUGCAGCCCUCGCUCCUGCAGCCGCCGCUGCCGCCGCAGUCUCUGCUGUUCCUGGCGGCCACUGGCGGCGCCGCCUCCUCCUGCUGUGGGGAAGGGGGGGAGCGGAAGCGACCGCGAGGCAAGCGGCGAUCGGGGACUCGGUCCAAACGGCGGCGCGGCAGAUCAGGGGGUGCAGGUGGAGGUAACUCAGGGGCGGCCCUCGCAGCCUCGGAGCGGCGCGGGAUUGGGGCGGGAUUGGGGCCACUAGUGGAGGGGACGGCCGAAGAAUACGACGACGUAAGCUCCCAGUCGGAGGGACCAGUGGGAGGCGGGACGGCUGGGGUAGGGAGCGGCGGCGGGAGUCCGGCGUCCUCCGGUGGCGGUGGGGGCAACCAACCACGCUCAAGCCGCGGUGAGGCGGAUCGGAGCAUCCGGCGGCCGCGCAGGGAACACCGCAGCAACAGUGGGCGUCGCUCUCGGGAGCGGCACCGGGAACACCACAGGCGGGGGGUGGACAAGGACAAGGCGCCGUUACAGCAGGAGGGGGUGGCCGCGGCUGCGGCUGCCAGGGGGGGAGGUGAGGCCUCCUCUUCUUCAUCCAAGUCUCGCAGCCGCCACAAUCACAGCGGUGGCCAGGACCGGGAUGGCUCCCGGGGCGGCGGCGGCGGCGGCAGCGACGGCCGCAGGAAGGGCUCAGCUGCGUCGCCUAGUAGCAGUCGGAAAGACCGGGAAACUAAAAGCCACCGGAACCGGACGAAAGCAGGCAAAGAGCCUCCCUCCGCUUACAAGGAACCGCCUAAAGCCUACCGGGAGGAUAAGACAGAACCCAGGGCCUACAGGCGGCAACGAUCGUCCCCUAGUCCUUAUCGAGAUGGCAGCCCAACUAGCCACAGAGCUUCACAAAGCCAACGGAACCGCAAGUCCCCCAGUCCCCGGUCUUCUCUUAGUCCUUAUUGGCGUCGGUCGCCCAGCUACAGCCGGCACAGUUCUUUCGAGUGUGGUGGGGAUGUAUCACCGAGUCUUUACAGACGUCGCUCGCGCAGCCCUUAUAGUCCAGCCAUCAGAAAACCAGCAAAAUCCAGAAGCAGAAGUCCUUAUUCAUCAAGACAUUCACGAUCUCGUAGUAGACACAGAUUGUCAAGAUCCAGAAGUCGGCAGUCCAGUAUUUCUCCAAGUACUCUGACUCUAAAAAGCAGCCUGGGGGCUGAGCUGAACAAAAACAAAAAAGCCAGGGCAGCAGAGGCAGCUAAAGCCAAUGCAAAAGUUUCAAACACCUCUACACCUACUAAGGGAAUUGACAUAGGAAUUGCUGUACAACAAGUGAACAAUGUAAAGGAAGUAAAAAAGAUAAAAAUAGAAAAUAUAUCUUCUCCUUUAAAUAGUUCAACCUUGAAAAAUGAUAAGACAAAAACAAAAGUUCCUAUUCAGGAAACUAAAGUGAAAAACAAUGUGACUGUAGAGAAAGUGGCUAAACCGAAAGUUUUAGCAGCAAAAGAAAAUAAAACAACCCUUGUGAAAUCAACAACACAACCUGUUGCAGUAAAAGAGAAGAAUAAACCUAAUAUCCUAACUGCAGCAUCUAAAGAGAAAGACUGUAGUGUUGCGCCAAUCACUUCCACUCUGCCACCCUUGCCUCUUCCUCCCAUGCUGCCUGAAGAUAAAGAUACAGAUUGUUUGCAAGGUAACAUUUCAGUAAAAGCAGUGAAAAAAGAAGUGGAGAAGAAAUUACGCCAUUUGCUUGCAGACUUGCCAUUGCCACCUGAGUUACCUGGAGGAGAUGAUAUAUCCCAAAGCCCAGAAGAGAAAAGAAUACUAGUGCAAUCACAUCAUAAAAAGAGACCGAAGAUAUGUGGACCACGUCAUGGUGAAACAAAGCAGAAAGAAAUUGACUGGGGGAAACGUUGUGUAGAUAAGUUUGAUAUCAUUGGCAUUAUUGGAGAAGGCACCUAUGGGCAAGUUUACAAAGCCAGAGAUAAAGAUACAGGGGAAAUGGUGGCAUUAAAGAAAGUACGGUUGGAUAAUGAAAAAGAAGGUUUUCCUAUUACAGCUAUUAGGGAAAUAAAGAUUCUUCGACAACUAAAUCAUCCAAGUAUAAUCAACAUGAAAGAAAUAGUGACAGAUAAGGAAGAUGCUUUAGAUUUCAAGAAAGAUAAAGGUGCUUUCUACCUUGUAUUUGAAUAUAUGGAUCAUGAUCUCAUGGGGCUUCUGGAAUCUGGCUUGGUUCAUUUUGAUGAAAGUCAUAUUAAAUCUUUCAUGAGGCAAUUGAUGGAAGGCUUAGAUUACUGCCAUAAGAAGAAUUUCUUACAUCGAGAUAUUAAAUGUUCUAACAUCUUAUUAAACAACAGAGGGCAGAUCAAGCUUGCAGAUUUUGGUCUUGCUCGACUGUACAGCUCUGAAGAGAGUCGCCCAUAUACCAACAAAGUUAUCACUUUAUGGUACCGUCCCCCUGAACUUCUGCUAGGAGAGGAACGAUACACACCUGCCAUUGAUGUUUGGAGCUGUGGAUGUAUCCUGGGUGAACUUUUUACUAAAAAGCCAAUAUUUCAAGCAAAUCAGGAACUUGCUCAGCUGGAACUGAUAAGCCGCAUAUGUGGAAGUCCUUGUCCUGCAGUAUGGCCUGAUGUUAUAAAAUUGGCGUAUUUCAAUACCAUGAAACCAAAGAAGCAGUAUCGCCGAAGACUGAGGGAAGAGUUUGCUUUUAUUCCUGCAGCUGCACUAGAUCUCUUUGAUUACAUGCUUGCUCUUGAUCCCAGCAAACGCUGCACAGCAGAACAGGCACUUCAGUGUGAAUUUCUGAGAGAUGUGGACCCUUCAAAGAUGCCUCCACCAGAUCUUCCUUUAUGGCAAGAUUGCCAUGAACUGUGGAGUAAGAAACGUAGAAGGCAAAAGCAAAUGGGCAUGACUGAUGAUGCAGCUAAAGUUCCAAGAAAGGAUUUAUCUUCGGGGAUGGAUGAUAGCAGAGCCAACACACCCCAGGGUUUGCAGACCUCUUCACAAAUGAAGAUGCAGAGCAACUCUAAUAUAGCCCUUGUGAAAGCAGGCAGUGGUCAGCCACUAAAUCAAAAUGAAGUGGCAAUUCUCCUAAACCUGCUCCAGUCUAAAACUAGUAUUAAUAUGGCACAAUUUGCUCAAGUGCUGAACAUUAAAAUGAAUCCUGAGACUGAGCAACAACUAAAUAAAAUAAAUCUUCCACCUGGCAUUUUGGAUGUGGCUGAAAAACAGCCUGAGCAACAACAGCAGCAACAACAACCGCCACCGCCACCACCUAAGCCACCACUGCCUCCCUCACCAGAUCAAGAGCCUUUAAAACAAACAGCAACAUCACAGCUUUCUGUGCAAGCCACUCCAUUGACCCAAUCUAAAGUUGACACAGAAGUUACCCAAGCAGCUGUGCAGAGUGCAUUUACAGUUUUGUUAUCUCAGUUAUUAAAAGCUCAACAAUUGAAGCAAAAAGAAAAUUUCCUAGAAGAAAAGGAAAAUGGAUCAGGACAUGACAUAUCAUUACAACCAAGACAGCCUCCAGAGCCAAGUACACCAGCAUCUGGCAAUUGGGAAGAUGCAGAAUCACCGGCAUCUGUUUAUCCCCAUCUGAUUAAAUCAUUAUACACAUGUGCAGGACAAGAUGACUUGGUGAGACCCCCUGAAAUGAAACCUCAAACCCCAGAAGAACGUCCUCGUAUCUUGCCACCAGAUCAACGACCCCCCGAACCACCAGAACCACCACCAGUUACUGAAGAAGACCUUGAUUAUCGGACAGCGAAUCAACACUUACCUUCAAUUAGUAGCUCUUCGGGGAUGGAUCCUCAUGCUGGAGUAAAAGCAGCUCUUUUAGAGCUGCUGGCUCAUCACCAGGCUCAAACAACUGAGAAACCAGCAACAUCUAAUGUGGAGUUCCAGCCAAGAGACUCCUUUGUAGCAGGUCCAAACUAUAAAGAUAGUUUUGUAUCUACUACAUUCUCUUGUGCCCAUUAUAGUGGUAGUGAUGUAAUAGGAAAUGUAUCAUCUGGGACAUUAGAAAGGGCAAAUUUUGUUGGAAAUUCAGAUAUUCAACCCUUGGAGAACUAUAAUAUUGCUUCAUCUCAUUCAAGUAGUGCCCUUCCAACUCCUGCCUUUUCAGAACCAUUUCAUAGCUCAGUAACUCGUUAUGGAGACAUUUACCUCAACACUGGUUCUAUGCUAUUUAGUGGAGAUAAGGAUCAUAGAUUUGAAUAUAGCCAUGGUCCCAUCACAGUACUGGAAAACAGUGGCAAUUCAGUUGGAAGGUCUGGGUCAGAAAGUACUCAUUCUCAUUCUUUGUCUUCAAAGAUGCAGAACUAUAGCUAUGGAAGUAAUUUACAAGAACCUCCUGCCAGUGCCAGCCACAUUCAUGGACAAACUUGGACUUCUCCUGCUCAAGGACUUGGAUAUUCACAAGGAUACAGGGGACAUAUUAGUACAUCAGCAGUCAGAGGUCGAGGCAGAGGAUUGCCAUACUGAGCUGCUGUUCUUCUCCUUGGCCCUCAGGCACAUCAUUUGUAUCUGGAAAUACUUUUUAGCUGUGAUUUCAAACAGCAAUCCAACAGACUUGAAUAAUGUUAAUUCAGCAGCUUUAUUUUUAUUCAGAAAAGGAUCUUGCAUACAAUAGGAAAUUGCUUACAACUUAUGCUGUUCUGAAAAUCCAGAUAAUUAUUCAUCUUUCAAAUUCUAGCUAUAAAUUUUAUAUUUUGGCAGUUCUAAGUCAAUGCUAAAUUUAGGGACAUCAGCUUUUUAAGGCACACUACUAAGAUCUGAACUAUGCACACAAUUUGUGCUUUUUUUGUAAGUUUGGACCAACUUUUAUGUAAAAAUUUUACAAAACCAAAACAGGGCACUGAUUUAUUUGGUAUUUCUUUUUACAAAACUACCUUUAGUCAAGAAGUCACUAUCAGUCUUUGCACUGCUUUCAGUGUUAUCUGUGGAAAUGUUUGUGCUCAUUUCAGACAAUAAAAUAGUCACUCUUGAUACUGUUUAUACAUACUUUGACAUUGAGUUGAUUUACUUUCAAAUUGUUUGUUUAGUAAAAUAUCCAGUCCAUCUUCCCAACAUUUGUAUAAAUAUCUGUUUUACUUGAAUGGUAAGUGCCUUAAUGAUGUAAUCUUAAGGUCUGAAGAACAUUUCAUUAAAUUCAUAAGGCUGUUUGAAGGUAA